Molecule: messenger RNA, 3771 nt
Organism: Rhinichthys klamathensis goyatoka
Lineage: Eukaryota; Metazoa; Chordata; Actinopteri; Cypriniformes; Leuciscidae
Product: integrin alpha-X-like
Exons: 30
Coding region: 42-3458 (1138 amino acids)
Biological process (GO): cell-cell adhesion; integrin-mediated signaling pathway; cell adhesion mediated by integrin
Cellular component (GO): integrin complex; external side of plasma membrane
Molecular function (GO): integrin binding
Source: RefSeq, a predicted model, not a curated record
CCACCUCAUGCAUCCUCCAUAUAUACACCUGACAGGUUAUAAUGGACCAGAAAUUCUGUAUCAGAUUAUGCAUAUUUUGUGCAUCUCAGUCAGUGAUGGCUUUUAACAUUGACCCCGUUUCCUGGAAAACCUUCACUGCACCUUCACCUUCACAGAGACAAAAUGUUGCCUUUGGCUAUAAGGUGAUACAGAAAGACGCAUUAAGUCUGACCGUGAGUGAUCCUUUAAUUCAAAUCAAUCAAGAUCGAAGAGGAUUGAUUUAUAACUGUGCUGUCAAAGAAGGAACCUGCUCAUCAUUGAUGAUUAAUGUGCCCUCGGAAGCUGUCAACUUGUCUCUCGGACUUUCCAUGGUUCAAGAUCCACGGUCUUCAAAGCUGGCGAUUUGUGGCCCAACCAUUCCAAAGAAAUGUGUAUCAGUUACCACCUUCAAUGGCAUGUGCUUCAUCAGUGAAAACAGUGCGUUUAAACCACCAAUACCGAGCUCUCUGAGAGACUGUCCUGGUCAGUUUGACAUUGCUUUUCUGUUAGAUGGAUCUGGGAGUGUGAAUGCAUACAAUUUUGGAACGAUGAAGAAUUUUGUGAUAAACAUGAUCAAGCGUUUUACUAAUCGGGAUGGACUGUUUGCCAUAGCACAGUACUCCAAUGGUUGUACUAUCCACUUCAAUUUCAAUCAACUCAAAGACAGCACAUGGGAAUCUAAGGUGACAAAUAUACCAUACUUUCGAGGUGGCACUUACACUGCAGCAGCCAUCAAAAAACUUGUGAAUGAGCUAUUUACUCCAGAUGGAGGGUCAAGGCCAUCAGCGAAAAAAAUCUUGCUCGUUAUUACUGAUGGAGAGUCACAUGACAGGAACUUAUUGAAAGAUGCAGCAUCACUGGCAGAGGCAAAGAACAUAAUACGAUAUGCGAUCGGGGUUGGCGGGGCUUUUAAUAGUUACAGUGCAAGAGAUGAGUUGAAUACAAUUGCUUCUGAUCCAGAUGUUGAUCAUGUGUUCAAAGUGACAGACUUCAAUGCACUGGAUAAUAUUCUUCAAAAGCUGGAAGAAAACAUUAUUGCCAUUGAAGGAACCCAGACUUCAGGUGAUUCCUCCAGAAUGGAGUUUGCACAGGAUGGAUUCAGCGCAGCUUUCACACCAUACGGAAGCGUGUUACUGAGUGCUGUGGGAGCUUUCCAGUGGAAAGGUGGAUAUCAGGAAUAUUUGCCAGACUACUCCUUUCUAACAGGCAGUGAGCAUGACAGCUAUCUAGGUUAUUCGAUGGCUAUUGCAACAACGUCAAGCACCAGCUUUGCUAUUCUAGGAGCUCCGAGAUACAAGCAUAAAGGACAAGUCUUUGCAUCACAACUCAGAUCCAAUCAAUAUAAACAGCUGCUGGACUCUCCCAAGCCUCAGAUUGGCUCAUAUUUUGGAGCUGAGGUGUGUGUGGUGGACUUGAACAGUGACUCCUAUACAGACCUACUUUUGGUAUCGGCACCAACGUACACAGAGUCUGACCGGGAGGGUAAAGUGUUUGUUUACAUCAUCACGCGUCAGGCACUCUUAAUUUUUUCGGAUACACUGGUGGGCAUGGCAGGUCAGAGGGGUCGGUUUGGCUCUUCUCUGGCCAGUCCAGCAGAUCUGAAUGGUGAUGGUUUCAUGGAUGUGCUGAUUGGAGCUCCUUUAGAGGAGGAUGGACAGGGCAGCAUCUACAUCUUCAAUGGGAUUGAUGGAGGGGUCAUUUCAAAAUAUUCACAGAGGAUUGCUGGAUCAUCUGUGCGACCAGGUUUGCGGUUCUUUGGGAUUUCAUUGAGUCAGUCUUCUCUAGACCAGACUCAAGACAGCCUUCCUGACAUUGCUGUUGGGUCCAAGGGAGCAGUUCUGCUUCUCAGGUCCAGACCCAUCAUGCUCUUGGAAACCAAAGUAACUUACAACCCAACCAAAAUACCAACCGUUGACCAAUCCGACUGCACAAAGCCACUGCAAAACGACCUGACUGUGUGCUUCAUCAUGAGCGGAUACAAACAUCGCAUAACAGGUUUGGCUGCAAAUAUUAAUUACACCAUAAUGCUGGAUUCCAAGCGACAUAAAUAUCGUGCAUACUUCUCUGCCAAAAACCGGCUCCUUAGUGAUGUGAUGAAGAUUGAGUUGCAGGAAGUAUGCAAAAUUCAUACUUUUUUUAUAGAGGCUUGUUCAGAAGAUGCUCUGAAUCCGUUGGCCAAUCAGAUAACAUUCACAUUUGAGGGUCUUCCAUCAGGAAGUAUGGGAAAUUUGAGACCAGUACAGCUGCCAGAGACAAAGACCACCACAGACCACAAUCUGGAUUUUGAGAUAGAUUGUGGAACUGAUAAUGUAUGUGUCGAUGACCUUCGAAUGGAUUUCAAUUUCUCUGGAUCUACGAACAUAGAGGUUGGAAUAAUGCAGGAGCUCAACGUGACCGUGUUUGUAGAGAACAGAGGAGAAAACUCAUACAACACUCUCUUCACCCUCAAAUACCCCUUUGGACUUUCCUACAGGAGAUUCACAUCUAAACAGGGCAGAGUGGAGUGUGUGUCUCUGGAUGCUGAGCGAGGAGUUACACUGGGAGAAACCUCCUGCCAGAUCAGUAAACCCAUCCUCAAGGGAAACACUCAGGUUGUGUUUGAUAUUACAUACAGUAUUAAUAAAGACAGUACACUGGGCCAAAAUGUGAGGUUUACUGCUGCAGUCACGAGUGGGAAUGACAAACACUCAAGCGACAGUGAGUUUAACAAACAGAAAACCAUUGAUGUCAAAUAUGCCAUCUAUAUUGCCUUGAUAAGGCAUGAAAAUUCCACCAUCCACAUUAAUUUUACUUCAGGGAAAAGGGAUCUUAUGAAACCGGUCCAGCAGAUAUUAAAGGUUCAGAAUGACCUCAGAGAAUUAACUUUCAAAGUUUUCAUCAGAGUACCAGUGAAACUUGGUGAUACUGACAUCUGGACUAAUUCAAAUUUGCAAAUACCUGGCUGUACCAGCGAGAACAUGACGAAGCCUGUUAUCACCAAUAUUGCGUUGUUGGACGUUAUUAAAAAUUAUCGUCUGGUGAACUGCUCUGUGGCGGUGUGUGCCGUGUUCAGCUGUGACGUCACUCUCAUAAAGAAUGAAAGGAAACUGUAUAAUAUAUUUGGCAAUGUGAGCUCUGGAUGGAUUGAACAGACUGGACUCAAGGCUGCUGUUUUUGAGUUGGUCAGUUCAGCGUCUCUGGAUUAUGACAAGAGCAAAUACAUUUUCUUUUCCUCUGAUUCUCAACACACUGCACCGUCUGUCCAGAUUAACACUCAAGUGGAGGUGUUUGAGGAUGCAAACCUGACCAAAGAGAUCAUUGGAGGAGUAAUAGGAGGACUGUUGCUACUGGCUCUCAUCACAGCGGCUCUCUAUAAAGCUGGGUUCUUCAAAAGCCAGUACAAGCAGUUGCUGCAGGAGGCGCAGGGCGAUGCAGGAGGAGAGCCAAACAUGGCACAAUAAUGUGCACUCAAACAGUUAGAAGUAAAUAUUUAACUUCCUUCUUUGCUAUGAAAACUGAUAAUGACUGUGAGUGUGAACUAUAGCAGAGAUAUUGGAGGACCUUGUUCUCACAUGCACAUUGUUUUUGAUAGUCACAGUUGCAAGAAAGAAGUCAAAAUUGCGAGAUAUAUACUCGCAAUUGUGAGAAAAAAAGUCUGAAUUGUGAGUUAAAGGGUUAGUUCUCCCCAAAAUGAAAAUUCUGUCAGUAAUUACUCUCCCUCAUGUUGUUCCAACCCCGUAAGACUUUCGUUCAUCUUCGGAACACAAAUUAAGA